This is a messenger RNA of Ichthyophthirius multifiliis, 738 nucleotides long. RefSeq names its product MORN repeat protein. The record is from RefSeq and is a predicted model, not a curated record. The transcript is spliced from 2 exons. NCBI's taxonomy places the organism in Eukaryota, Ciliophora, Oligohymenophorea, Hymenostomatida.
AUGAAAGAUGGUUAUGGGAUUUAAAAAUGGGAAAGUGGAUUGAAAUAUGAAGGUUAUUGGAAAAAUAAUUAAAGUAACGGAUAAGGUAAAUUAACAUAUGCGAAUGGUGAUAUUUUUGAAGGAGAAUGGAUAAAUGAUAAGGCAAAUGGAAAAGGUAUCUAUUAUUUUGCAAAUGGAGCUAAAUAUGAAGGAGAGUGGAAAGAUAAUAAAUAAUGUGGAUUUGGUAUAUAAUAUUGGCCAGAUGGGUCAAAAUACUAAGGAGAUUUUGAAGAUGGUAAAAAAUAAGGUAAAGGAAUUUUACACUAUUGCGAUAAAUCUUAUUAUGAAGGAGAAUUUUAAAAUAAUAUUAUUAAAGGUUUUGGUAUUUAUAUAUGGCCUGAUAAUAGAAUUUAUGAAGGAUAAUGGAAUUUCAAUAAAAUGGAUGGUUUUGGAAAAAUGGAAUGGCCUGAAAAUCUAAUUAUUGAAAAUAAUAUAAAUACUGAUAAUAAUAAUGAUAAAAGUAGUAAUGUUAUUAUAAAGGACGAUAAAGAUGAGGAAGAAUCGAGUAUUUAAAAAGGAGAUGGAAAAUAAUAUAUAGGUCAUUGGAAAUAAGGAAGAUAACAUGGUCUAGGGAUGGUUGUUUUUAUAAAUGAGGAAAACAAGUUUGGAGUUUGGUAUAAGGGGAAAAAUAUUAAAUGGCUUAAUAAGACAGAAGUUGAAUAAUAUAGAAAAUAAGGAAAAUUAAAUUUUUUGGAUUGA